Zymoseptoria tritici IPO323 is the source of this 1479-nucleotide messenger RNA. RefSeq lists its product as uncharacterized. The coding region runs from base 172 to 1479 and encodes 435 amino acids. Gene Ontology annotation, cellular component: mitochondrial intermembrane space; cytoplasm. The record is from RefSeq and is a predicted model, not a curated record. Gene Ontology annotation, molecular function: coproporphyrinogen oxidase activity. The transcript is spliced from 2 exons. NCBI's taxonomy places the organism in Eukaryota, Fungi, Ascomycota, Dothideomycetes, Mycosphaerellales, Mycosphaerellaceae.
GUAUCCUUCUCUCGUGCAACGGAUGAUUGUUCAUCUUCGGCCUAUUCCUCCUCGAUCGGGUGAAACUCGGCCGCUAUCGGCGCUGCAACGCUCCGCUAGACGAACUGCACCUCAUCAUUGAACCCAGCAACUCUCGUGAUACCAUUGUCGUUGUCCCGAAACACCACCGCCAUGAGUGUCAUGCGCCCACCGCUGCUCGAAGCGGCAUUGAAAUCAUGCCGACCCUCGCGGCCCUCGACGGCGAUUCGCAAUGCCCUUCAGCAACGAGCACGCCUCCCACAGCGAAGACAUCAGUCGUCGCGACCACCUCUCCCGCCGGGUAGAUUUCAGAAGACGGAAGUGUGGUACCCCAAGACGAGAAUAGCGGUGGGCAUUGUGUUUAUUGGUUCUCUGAUCUACUCAAUGGCUACCGGCGACAAGGACAUCCCUUCUGGAGACCCACCUCCUCCUCCUCCCAAGCCUUCCUCCUCUUCUCACGAACUCGAAUCUCCCUCCAUCGCCGAACGCGACAAUCUCGCCAAACGUGAAUCCGGCGUCGAUGCCCGAUCUCCAAUGCGCCUGCGCAUGGAGCAAUACAUUAAAGAGAAGCAAAAGGAAAUCGUACGAGCGCUCGAAGCUUUAGAUGGACAAUCUUUCCAGCGAGACGAGUGGUCACGGCCGAAUGGCGGAGGAGGCAUCUCGUGCGUGCUGCAAGAAGGCGACGUAUUCGAAAAAGCCGGCGUGAACAUCAGCGUGGUCUACGGCACUUUGCCACGAGCAGCGGUCGCGAAGAUGCGAGUCAAUCACAAAGCAUUGGAUCCCGACGUUGAGAGUCUCGAAUUUUUCGCCGCGGGUCUAAGUCUAGUUCUGCACCCUCACAACCCCAUGGCGCCGACGGUUCACCUCAACUACCGCUACUUCGAAACGGCCAACGCCGACGGCUCGACGAAUGCGUGGUGGUUCGGCGGCGGAACAGAUCUCACGCCUUCUUACCUCUUCGACGAGGACGUCAUCCACUUCCACCGCGGCAUCAAAGAGGCCUGCGACGCGCACGACAAGGACUACUACUCACGCUUCAAGAAGUGGUGCGACGAGUACUUCUCCGUCAAACACCGCGGCGAAUCCCGAGGCGUGGGAGGAAUCUUCUUCGACGACCUGGACGAAUCCGAAAAAGAUCAGGAGUCCCUCUUCGCGUUCUGCCAGAGUUGUCUCGGAGCGUUCUUGCCGUCGUAUAUACCUAUCAUUCAAAAGAGAAAGGACAUGCCGUUCACGGAGAAGGAGAAGCAGUGGCAGCAAUUACGACGGGGGAGGUAUGUGGAGUUCAAUCUGGUGCAUGAUCGCGGAACGGCGUUUGGAUUGAAUACCCCUGGCGCGAGGAUUGAGAGUAUUUUGAUGAGUUUGCCGUUGACGGCGAGGUGGCAGUAUCAGCAUGAGCCGGAGAAGGGGAGUCGGGAGGAUCGGUUGUUGAAUGUGUUGAAGAAUCCGGUGGAGUGGGUAUAG